AUGGAAGGGAUGUUGCAACAUGCUGCCGAGCGAGUUUCUAAUAGUGAAAUUAAUCUACAAGACGCAACUAUCGAAGAAGCCAUUCGUCUCGUUGACUCAACUGUUAACCUUUGCAAUAAGGCAGGCCUAGUUCUCCACAAAUGGGUAUCCAACAGUCGAGAGAUCAUUGCGGCAAUUUCCAAGGAAUUGAGAGCUAAUGCGGUCCAGCAGAUUAAGCCAGGAGACAAUCUACCAACUGAGAGGGUGUUGGGAUUAUUGUGGUGCACUGAAAGUGAUAGCUUUUGCUUCAACUUUGAAUUUGAAGAACAUCCUACAACGAGAAGAGGUAUAAUGGCUACAGUAUGCUCGGUGUACGAUCCACUGGAAUUCUUAGCGCCAGUAAUGCUCACGGGAAAAACCAUACUACAGAACGUGUGUCGAGAAGGCACUGGUUGGGACGACCCUCUCCCGGAAGACCUUAAAAUAACUUGGAAUUAG
Messenger RNA from Anneissia japonica, 477 nucleotides. RefSeq lists its product as uncharacterized. Lineage: Eukaryota; Metazoa; Echinodermata; Crinoidea; Comatulida; Comatulidae. The coding region runs from base 1 to 477 and encodes 158 amino acids. The transcript has 2 exons. The record is from RefSeq and is a predicted model, not a curated record.